Molecule: messenger RNA, 831 nt
Organism: Condylostylus longicornis
Lineage: Eukaryota; Metazoa; Arthropoda; Insecta; Diptera; Dolichopodidae
Exons: 2
Coding region: 132-602 (156 amino acids)
Source: RefSeq, a predicted model, not a curated record
AGAAAACAUAAGUUUUCAAACGCGGAAAUUUAAAAAAAGAUACCGCCAAAAAAGGAAAUUAGAUUGGCAAGAGACGAAAAAUACAAAGAAAGACACAACCAAAGAAAUGCCAAUAGAAAAAAAUCGGAGAUAUGUCUAAAAAGAUGCAACAAUAUCAACGUCAACUGUGGAAUGAGCAAUAUAAAAGAAAAAAAGAUAAAAUAAAGAAAGAUAGAACUAAUGCGGCAUUAAAGUUAAGUGAGUCUCAGCGCUAUUCCGAAUCAGUGCUGGCGUCGCCAGAAACCCUCCCUUCUGAAUAUCUGGAAAAAUCUCCUACAAUAUCUGGAAAAGAGACUGCUAAUGGUGACAAAGGAACUAAAGAGAUAAACGAAAAUUUGGAAACAAAGAUUAAAAGAAAAGCCAAACAAAAUAAGAAUUUAAGACAACAACUAUACCUAUUUCAAAAGGAAAUGGAAAACUUGAAAAGUAAAUGUAAGUUAGAUAUUGAUAAGGCAGAAAAAUACAGGAAACGAUGUUCAAGGCUUGCAAAAACGUGUGACGCAUGGCUUUUGUGGCGCAUGGCUCUGAUAUCCCAGAUGCACAUGCUUUUUAUAAUAGUCUAAAAGGCAAAUUAGAUGUUAAGUUAUUUUUCGUUCCUACAGAAAACCUUCCUGAAUACACUAAAAAAUUACCAGAUGGUAUAAAAACAAUUCCUGGAACGAGGGACAUUCAUCAAAUUAUAUGUUUCCAAAAUAGUAAAAUGAUGUACAUAAAUCUUUCUUGUUUUUGUAAAACGAAUAAUUGGAUACAGGGAAAAGUAUGUGAUUGUCAUAAAAUGAAGGCAAAGGCGUU